AUGAACGUCUCCUUCCGCCUCUCCAGAAUCCACAGCCUGCUGGAAUUCUUGCAAGGAGACAACCUCUCCUUGCCCGGCCUACUCAACGGGAGCCGGCAACUGGGUUGGGAGGAGCUGGAGAAGCUGCUCUUCCUCUUCAACGAGGACCCCGUGGCCAUCUGCCUGACCGUCAUGUACCUGGUGUCCUUCGUGGUGGGCUUCGUGGGCAACGUCAUGUCGCUGCGGAUGCUGACCCGGAAGCGCAACCGCCGGAUGCCCAGCCUGAACGCCACCCGGAGCCUCCUGAUCAACCUGGCCGUCUGCGACCUCAUGGUGGUCUGUAUCUGCAUGCCCAUCACGGUGGGCAACCUGAUCUACAAGGCGUGGGUCUAUGGGGACUUCCUGUGCCGGGCUGUCCCUUUCAUCCAGGCGGUGUCUGUCUCGGCCAGCGUCCUCAGCCUCACGGUUAUCAGCCUGAACCGCUACUACAGCGUCCACAACCCUCUCAACGCCCGGUCGUUUUUCACCCACCGGAAGAUCUUGAGCACCAUCUUGGUGGUCUGGGUGUUGUCCUCGGGGAUCUGCCUGCCCCUCGUCUUUAUGAACAAAAGGGAUGAGAUCUGGGUGCUGCAGGGCUUUCCCUUGGGCUUCCCCAUCUGCACCGAGGUCUGGCCUCAGGAGAGGGUCAAGCAAGCCUACAACUUCCUCCUCUUCUGCGCCCUCUACUGCCUGCCCGUCCUCUUCAACAUGGUCAUCUGCUGCCUGACGGUCCACCGGCUGUGGAACCCCACCCGACCGCUGAGGGACUGCGGCGCCCUGAACCAGACCUUGCCGGCUUCCCGGCUGAAGAUCCGCAAGAAAGUGGCCCAGAUGGUGGUGGCUUUGGUCCUCCUCUUUGCUGUCUCCUGGUUGCCCAUUUACAUGAUGGACCUCUGGAUUGAGUUCAACGGUCCCAAGUCUUUGCUGGAUGAGGCUCCACUCCCCUGGGUUCUGCAGCUCCGCCCAUUCGCUCAGUGGCUCAGCCUCACCAACUCCAGCCUCAACCCCAUCUGCUACUGUUUUGUAGGCAACCUCUACCGCUCGGCCAAGGAGAUGAAGAGCAGGUAUCACAAGAAGGUGGCCUCUCUUCUCAACUUCUCCAUGUCUGAAAAGAGCUUGCCUUCUUCCACACCCGAGCUGCUCUCAUACAAGAGUUCCUCCAGCAAAGAACCCAACGUCGUGGUGGUGAUUGGAAAUGGGUACCAGGAGAACUGUAAUCCUAGGACACAGGUGUGA
Molecule: messenger RNA, 1254 nt
Organism: Heteronotia binoei (common prickly gecko)
Lineage: Eukaryota; Metazoa; Chordata; Lepidosauria; Squamata; Gekkonidae
Product: gastrin/cholecystokinin type B receptor-like
Exons: 1
Coding region: 1-1254 (417 amino acids)
Biological process (GO): neuropeptide signaling pathway
Cellular component (GO): membrane
Molecular function (GO): G protein-coupled receptor activity; peptide binding
Source: RefSeq, a predicted model, not a curated record